Molecule: messenger RNA, 5097 nt
Organism: Closterium sp. Yama58-4
Lineage: Eukaryota; Viridiplantae; Streptophyta; Zygnematophyceae; Desmidiales; Closteriaceae
Source: the annotation of a GenBank genome assembly
AUGGAGUCUCAGCAGCAUUUUUGCGAGCUGCUUCGGUGCGCUGCGAACCUUCACGAAAACAUUAGCGACGCGAUCGAAAGGAGCCUACAGAGCGAUUUCAUUCUAGCGACGUCAGCUUCGGCUCCCUUAACUGCACGAUCAUGGUCAAGCCAGCGAGACACGACGUCAAGCACCAUACAUCCUGAUUCACAUCAGCCUGCCCACGAGAACAAGAAACAACCCCAAGCCCUAAAACAUGGCGCCAUUGUCAGCUCGAGCUCGCUUAUUCUUUCGUCGAAGUUUCCUCUUGAUCUGUCCACAUCGUCUUCUCACAAUUCAUCCUCCAAGCAGACCGGCUCAGAGGCGCCUUCCUCUCUGUCGGGGCGAGAGCCUCCCUCCGUUUCUUCUGCCUCUCGCCUGGUCCCGUUGCCUCUGCUGCCACUGCAGCGCCUAGCCCAUCCCUUCCUGAGCAGUAGCUUUCAUCUCGUUGACGCUCUUACGGGUGGUAUGGCUCGGCAGGUUUCAUCUGGGUUCUCCGGCUUGUUUCGAAACGUGUGUGGCACGCCGAACCUGUUUUCCAAGCCUCUGGGACAGCUUGGGUCGCUGGGCGGCACGGUGCUCGGUUUGGGCGGCGCAGUGGGGGUUACUUUAGGUUUGGCGCUUAUGGCUGCUAAUGCUGCAAACGGGGGGGUUUCUAACGGGGUGUAUCAGCGAGUAGGGCCGCCUCUGAGGGUGGAAGGAGGGAAAAGAGACUGGGGACGGCAGGUUGAGGCCGAGGAGCAAAAUUACUCGGCUGAUGAGUACAGUGCGAGGGAGUAUGCAGCUACUGGGUACGACAGUAACGAGUACAGUCCUGGCAUGGAGGGGCAUAGAGAAUGGGGGGAAGGGGAGACAGAUGGGGGGGUGAGUACUCCCAAGGAGGGGGAAGAUGAGUGGGGAGGGGAGGAAGUGAUGGGAUACGCGGAGAUAGUGGGAGGACUGGUAGCGCCAGUGAUGCACGGGAAAGGAUAUGGGGAAGGGCAUGGGGACGGGCAUAGGGAGAGGUAUGGGGAGAGGUAUGGGGAGAGGUAUGGGGAAGGUGACUCCUCUCCCAUCAACUCUCCCUCUGGAGAUUCUUCCAAUGGUUCUUCUCGUUUCAAAGCUGCCUCUUCUAGAGAUGACGCCCCAGUCCGUGUACAUGAGAUGGCGGGGGACUCACCCUUGCAUGUGGUGAGCGAGUGGGAGGGGAUUGGUGGAGGGGAGGACGAGGGGGAGUUGCAUGUGCUGAGGGAGUGGGAAGGCGGGCAGGAGGACGACUUGGGGGGUGCUCCGUGGGACUGGCUUGCAGAGGAGGAGGAUGAGGGGGAGGGGUUUGUAGGAGGGGAGAUGGAGUGGGAAGGGAGGAGCGAAGGGAUGAGUGAGGGAGUGGUGAUGGCAACGGGUUGGGAGGCAGAGGAGGAUGAUGUAAGGGGUGGGGAAGUGAAGUGGCAGAGUGAGGCAGGACGGGAGGAAAGAAGGGAGGCAGAGGAGGGUGAUGUAAGGGUGACGAGGAAGGGAGGGAUGCGAAGUGAAGUGGCAGGUCUCGGUGCUGAAGAGGAGAUUCAGCAGGAGAUUCGGCAUGUUGAAGGAAGGAGCAUUGGUGGUGGUGUAGACGUUAGAGGUGUUAGAUAUGAUGGAACGACCUUCAAUAUGGAAGCGACCAUUUUAGAGAACAUUCAGCUGACGCUUAACCCGACACGAAGCAGGUGCGAGGUUCUCCUUUCGCUCAACGGCAGCACAACGGUCAUCUCGUCCGGCCUGCUCAAGCCCUUCGCAAGCCACAUCAAGGCGGUGGAGGAGCAGCUCAGCAGCGGCUCGCACCUGAUCAAGCUCGACCCGCGCACGCGCUCGCAUUUCCUCAAGCUUCAGAGGCAGAAGCUGCGAGGGGGUUAUGUUCCGCCGGAGGAGGAGGAGGACGGCGCGGAUGUUGACGAGUUGAUCUCUUGGUUUACGCGAACCACCGUGGAAAGAGCGGUGUCGUUCAUCAGCGCGCCGGGCCUCAUCGAGCAUGCCGUGGCGAUCGAGAGGGAGCUGCUGCACCUCGAAGAAUCGCUCACCGCCGAUCCCUCUGCCUCUCCCGCCGUCGACUACGGCCAGAACGAUUCCAAGUCCGAUGCAGAAGGCGACGGCGACGAUCGUGGCAUGUCGCUCACCCGAGACAGCUCGCUGCGUGCGCGACGCUCCAGCUCUCGCUCGCCGUCGCCCAUCCGGCGACUCAUUCAGAACGGCCUCCGGACAGUGGCUGAGAGCAAUGGCAACGAGGAGGGAGGGGAGCUUAUCAUUUUCUGCUUUUCGGUAUUUUCUGCUUUCACUCUCGUUAACGUGGCGGUGGCGCGCGCAGCGGCGGGCGGCUUCUCGCGCGACAUCCUCUCGUCACUGCUGCUCUUCGCCGACUGCUUCGACGCUCCACCCGCCGCCGGCCAGUUCCCCGGCGUUACAGACAUGGCGGGACUCGGGCGCGGAGGGGGAAUCGGCGGAAGCCUGGCGGGAGGACCGCCAGGGGCGGUUAGGAUUGGGGGAAAGCCGGUGUUCGGCGUGCAUCACCAUCACUACCACCGCAUGGGGGGCGGCGGGCGGAAGAACCGCGCGGCUGCGCGCAUCUCCCCCAAGCUCCGCUCGUGGGGGAACAGCGGUGGCGCGGGUGGCGCCGGUGCUGGUAACGGCGAGCGGAAUGGGGAGCUCGCUGACGUCAGCAGCGCGCGGUACUACGAUUCGGAUUCCGGUCUCCCUGGGGGAAGGGCGCGCGGGGGAGGCGCAAGGGGAGGCGCAAGGGGAGCGGCGGGCGGCGGAGGCGGAGCUGGGGAGGAUACGGGAAUGCUGUCCGAGGCCGACAGUUUCAUCAGCACCGUUGAUGUGGAUCCGAUGAACGGUGCGGAUGCGGAGAUGCUGGUGCUGGGAGUUGCGGGGCGUCCGGGGAGCGCGGGCGGGGGGUUUGCUGGGAGCCGCGGCUGGAGCAAGGGGAAGGGGGGUGGCGGGGGAGGGGGAAUGGGGGGGAUGCUCCGGCGCAGUGGGAGCGGAAGCCUGUUUGUGCGCCCUUCUGCUGUUGCGGAAGGCUCAGAUGAGUUUGAUGACGCUGAUGAAGAUGAGGACGAGGACGAGGGAGCGGGUUUUGCAGGGGAAAGGAGGCAGCAGCGGCGUCAGAAUCAGCCGAAUCAGCCGCAGCAGCAGCAGCAGCUGCCGCAGCAGUCACAGCUCGUUCUAGACCCAGAGCUGAUGCGGAGAAUCCAGGAGGUGCAGCUGAUGCAGCCGGGGAACCAGCAGGAGGCGGAGCUUCAGCAGCAGAUGCUGCAGGACCUGCUGGCGCUGCAGCAGCAGCAGCUGCAGAUGCAGCUGCAGCAGCAGGAGCGGCUGCUGCAGCAGCAGCAGGAGAUUCAGGCGCUUCAGCAGGAGAGCAGGCAGCGGGCGGAGCAGGAGCAGGAGGAGAAGGAGCGAGAGCAGCGGGAGAAGGAGCGGCAGAGGGAGAAGGAGGAGAAGGAGGAGGAGGAGCAGAGGGCGUAUGAGCAGGAACUGGCAGGGAAGGACUGGCUCGCGGAUCCCACCACUCUGGCGUUCCUCAAGCAGCCUAACGCUGCCGCAGCAGCAGCGGGAGCAGCGGGAGGCACCACUGACGGGGCGCUUUUCGGGCUUGGCAGUGGCAGCAGCAGCGCUGGUUCGGACUCUGCGCCGUUCUCAGACGAUUUUAUGCUCAUGUCUGGUGUCUCCUCCUCUCCUUCGCCUGAUUACCUCACUGGUGGGGCAGCAGGAGCAGCAGGAGGAGCAGCAGGAGGAGCAGCAGGAGGGGUGUCUGCUUUCGACCGUUCCCGUUCCCUUAACCAGGUGCCUUAUAACGGGGGCGCGAAUCUGGAAGCGGAGAUGCUGGGGGCGGUGGCAGGGGUGGGUGGAGGGGGGGACUCCUCUGCCCGGGAUUUCCUCGGGGAAGAUGCUCUCCGUGGGCCUGUGGACGAAUCUGGACCGUCGAAUCACGAGGAUCUAAUGGCGUGGGAGGCGUCACUGGGUGAGGCGAUGCUGGUUGGAGGAGGGACGGAUGGUUCUUCCUCCUCUUCCUCUUCUCUGUAUGGAGACGAUAUGGAGCUGAGUCUUGCUGCUGAGAGGGCUGCAGGAGCAGCAGCAGGAAGAGGCGUGGGGAAGAAACUAGGCGCAGGAGGAGUGGGAGCAGCAAGAGGAGUGGGAGGGGCGGGGAGAGGAAGAGGAGUGGUGGGGAGCGGUGUGGCGGGGCGAGCUGGGAUUGGCGCGCAUGGGCGGAGUAUGUCAUCGUCUAGUGCUGUUGGUGCGGGUGCGGGACGUGGCAGGGGCCGGGCGACGAAUCCGCAGGACCGGGUGCUGAUGGAGAUGGAGAGGAAGCAGCAGGAGGCUGCUCGCCGCAGGGAGGAGGAGAAGAAGCGGCAGCAGGAGGCGAGGCAGCAGCACCUCAAGCGGCCCUCAACAGGAGGCCUUGUCCGUUCCACCUCCACCUCGGGCAUUGAAAGGCGCCGCACCACCACUGCCACUAGCAGCGUUACUGGUGCUGCUGGUAACCGCACCGCUACUGCAUCGGAGACUAGUGCUGCUCCUGGCGGUGAGCAGCAGCAGGGGCAGCAAGGGCAAGAGAAGGAAAGAGAGAAGCCAGGAAAGGAGAACAAGGGGAAGGAGGCCAGUGCGUCAGCAGCAGCACCACUCACAGUGGCAGCAGCGGGAGGAGUGAAUGUUGGGGGAGCAGCGGUCUACCACCACCCCCCCAGCAUGCCACAUCACUCCCCAUACGGGUCCCUCCCAGAGGCAGGAGGAGCGACAGCUGGGCGGCGAGGAAGCCUGGAGGGCCAGGAGAAACUGGGGAUGCUGAAUAAUGGCAUCCAUAUGACCAAUGCCUAUGGGUAUAGUGCACAUACUGCACCCCAUCAGAGCUACACUGCUGCGCCCAUGCUUGUUCAUGGGGGUCCCGGCGCGGCAAGCCCUGCAGCUGUGGGGUUUGGCGAGGGGCUUAGGGAGGCGAGGCUGAAGCAGGAGAGGGAGUAUUUGGAUAUGUUGAGGGAGAGGGAGGCUGCGUGGGUUGGAUCAGAGCCAGAUGGGGAGAAGAAGAAGGCGUCUGGCUUGAGGAAGCUGUUUGGUGGCUUUGGGAAGUAG